This is a messenger RNA of Anopheles maculipalpis, 526 nucleotides long. RefSeq lists its product as uncharacterized. Gene Ontology annotation, cellular component: membrane. Lineage: Eukaryota; Metazoa; Arthropoda; Insecta; Diptera; Culicidae. The record is from RefSeq and is a predicted model, not a curated record. The coding region runs from base 26 to 526 and encodes 166 amino acids. The transcript has 3 exons.
GAACCAAUACAACUUUUGCCGCAAGAUGUCGCACUCAGUCGUUAUCACACGUACAACCACCACCACCACCAGCACAUCACACGUUGUGCUGAACACGGGUUACCUCCGCACAACGCCAGGCCUGCUAAAGCUGGCCCAACUUAUUAUUGGCGCCGUAAAUGUUGGACUGGUUGCCUACUACAUCCGGCGCUACCCAACGUCGGGACUGCCAGCGAGUGCCGAAUUCUUCUUUCUGCUAAUGGCGGUCGCCUUCCUGAUCGGGACGUUCUGUCUGCUCGCUUCCUGCCUCGUGUCGCUCAGCACCGGCGGCAUCAUCUCGAAGACAAUCUACGAGCUCGUCUACCAUACGAUCGCGUUCCUGCUGUACCUCAUUGCCUCGAUCAUGCUGCUGGUUGAUGUCACUAACGGACGGUACUAUCACACCCUGAAGGACGCGUACAUGGCUGCUGCGAUCCUUGGACUGAUUGUGUCCGCACUCUACCUCUUCAGCGCACUGCUCGCUCAGCGUUCUUACCGCGGCAUCUAA